GCGCUCUUGACGUGGGCGCUUCCUGUCGGCCAUCUUUAGCCCUGGCAAAGCGGGUUUUGCGCAGUGGCUGAGGCCGCCCCGAAAGGAUUCGUGCCGGGCAGGAGCCCUCUCAGCGCUCGCCACCCGCCGCCUUGUCCCUCUUCGCCUCGCCGCGCCUCGCCUCUUUCCUUCUCGCCGCCGCCGGCAUACCUGAGGAGCUGGAAAAAUGACUGACUCCAAGUACUUCACAACGAAUAAAAAAGGAGAGAUCUUUGAACUGAAGGCAGAGCUCAACAAUGAAAAGAAGGAGAAAAGGAAAGAAGCGGUCAAGAAAGUGAUUGCUGCCAUGACAGUGGGGAAGGAUGUCAGCUCUCUCUUUCCAGAUGUGGUGAAUUGUAUGCAGACGGAUAACCUGGAGCUAAAGAAGCUUGUAUAUCUGUAUCUGAUGAACUACGCCAAGAGCCAGCCAGAUAUGGCCAUCAUGGCUGUCAACAGCUUUGUGAAGGACUGUGAAGACCCUAACCCAUUAAUCCGUGCCUUGGCAGUCAGGACCAUGGGAUGUAUUCGGGUAGACAAGAUCACGGAGUAUCUGUGUGAGCCACUUCGCAAGUGUCUGAAGGAUGAAGAUCCUUAUGUCCGAAAGACUGCAGCGGUCUGUGUGGCCAAGCUGCAUGACAUCAAUGCCCAGAUGGUGGAGGAUCAAGGCUUCUUGGAUUCUCUUCGGGAUCUCAUUGCAGACUCAAAUCCCAUGGUGGUUGCUAAUGCUGUGGCAGCCUUGUCAGAAAUCAGUGAGUCUCACCCAAAUAGCAACCUACUUGAUCUGAACCCUCAGAACAUUAAUAAGCUGUUAACAGCCCUGAAUGAGUGCACCGAAUGGGGCCAGAUCUUCAUCUUGGACUGCCUGUCCAAUUACAACCCCAAGGAUGAUCGAGAGGCUCAGAGUAUCUGUGAGCGGGUGACUCCCAGGCUCUCACAUGCCAACUCAGCAGUGGUCCUGUCAGCCGUGAAAGUCCUGAUGAAGUUCUUGGAGCUGCUGCCCAAGGAUUCUGACUACUACAACAUGCUGCUGAGAAAGCUGGCUCCUCCCCUGGUCACUCUGCUCUCUGGGGAGCCCGAGGUGCAGUACGUUGCCCUGAGGAACAUCAACCUUAUUGUACAGAAAAGGCCUGAAAUCUUAAAGCAAGAGAUCAAAGUCUUCUUUGUUAAGUACAACGACCCCAUCUAUGUCAAGUUGGAAAAGCUCGACAUCAUGAUCCGCUUGGCAUCCCAAGCCAACAUUGCCCAGGUCCUGGCAGAACUAAAGGAAUAUGCCACUGAAGUGGAUGUUGAUUUUGUCCGUAAGGCUGUGCGAGCCAUUGGCCGAUGUGCCAUCAAGGUCGAGCAAUCUGCCGAGCGCUGUGUGAGCACGUUGCUGGACCUUAUCCAGACCAAAGUCAACUACGUGGUUCAGGAGGCAAUUGUUGUCAUCAGAGACAUCUUCCGCAAAUAUCCCAACAAGUAUGAAAGUAUCAUCGCUACCCUGUGUGAGAACCUUGAUUCCCUUGACGAGCCAGAUGCUCGAGCUGCCAUGAUCUGGAUCGUAGGAGAAUAUGCUGAGAGAAUCGAUAAUGCAGACGAGCUCCUGGAGAGUUUCCUGGAGGGCUUCCAUGAUGAGAGUACUCAGGUGCAGCUGACCCUGCUCACAGCGAUAGUGAAGCUGUUUCUCAAGAAACCCUCAGAAACGCAGGAGCUGGUCCAGCAAGUCUUGAGCUUGGCCACUCAGGAUUCUGAUAACCCUGACCUUCGAGACCGGGGCUAUAUCUACUGGCGCCUUCUUUCCACGGAUCCUGUGACAGCCAAGGAAGUAGUUUUAUCCGAAAAACCCCUGAUCUCUGAGGAGACAGACCUGAUUGAGCCUACCCUCUUGGACGAGCUCAUCUGUCACAUCGGUUCUUUGGCCUCUGUAUAUCAUAAGCCUCCCAAUGCUUUUGUUGAGGGGAGCCAUGGAAUCCACCGAAAACAUUUGCCCAUUCAUCAUGGGAGCACUGAUGCUGGAGACAGUCCUGUUGGCACCACCACCACAACCAAUCUGGAACAGCCUCAAGUCAUCCCCUCUCAGGGUGACCUGCUGGGUGACCUUCUGAACCUCGACUUGGGUCCUCCUGUCAAUGUGCCGCAGGUUUCCUCUAUGCAGAUGGGGGCCGUGGACCUCUUAGGAGGAGGGUUGGACAGUUUGCUUGGCAGUGACCUUGGCGGGGGCAUUGGAGGAAGUCCGGCAGUGGGACAGUCCUUCAUUCCAUCUUCUGUGCCUGCAACUUUUGCUCCUUCACCUACUCCUGCUGUGGUUAGCAGUGGACUCAAUGACCUCUUCGAACUCUCCACUGGGAUAGGCCUGGCGCCUGGAGGAUUUGUGGCUCCCAAAGCUGUUUGGCUCCCUGCAGUGAAAGCAAAAGGCCUGGAGAUUUCAGGAACAUUCACUCACCGGCAGGGCCACAUCUACAUGGACAUGAACUUCACCAACAAAGCGUUGCAGCACAUGACAGAUUUUGCUAUUCAAUUUAACAAGAACAGCUUUGGCGUCAUCCCUAGCACUCCUUUGGCCAUUCAUACUCCGCUGAUGCCAAACCAGAGCAUCGAUGUGUCCCUUCCCCUCAAUACCUUGGGUCCAGUUAUGAAGAUGGAACCUCUCAAUAACCUACAGGUGGCUGUCAAAAAUAACAUUGAUGUCUUCUACUUCAGCUGCCUCAUCCCACUCAAUGUGCUCUUUGUAGAGGAUGGAAAAAUGGAACGCCAAGUCUUCCUUGCAACGUGGAAGGACAUUCCCAACGAAAACGAGCUGCAGUUCCAGAUUAAGGAAUGCCACUUGAAUGCUGACACUGUUUCCAGCAAACUGCAAAACAACAAUGUUUAUACUAUUGCCAAGAGAAAUGUGGAAGGGCAGGACAUGCUGUACCAGUCCCUGAAACUCACUAAUGGCAUUUGGAUAUUGGCAGAGCUCCGUAUCCAGCCAGGAAAUCCCAACUACACGCUGUCUCUGAAGUGUCGAGCUCCUGAAGUCUCCCAGUACAUCUACCAGGUCUACGAUGGGAUUUUGAAAAACUAAAAGACUAAAAAUGGAGGCGCCUUACUGCCCCUGCCAUCUGUGCAAACCAAGAACUCUUUAACUGGAAGCAAUUGUGUUGAUGUGUAGACCCACCAAGGUAGUGACUAGUGUACUAAUGUGUGCUAAUGUUAGGACACAACCCUCUGGAUAGUUUUACCUGCCCACAAAAGUCUGUAAGCCCUGCUAUGACCACUCCCUGCCUCCGUCACCUGUGAGCUUCUCCAUCCUGUGCCAAUGGCUACCGUUUUCUAAACCGACUUUAGGGCCUAGUUUGUUAUUUUGUAAUCGAAAACUCAUUUCAAAAAUCAAAAAAAGGGGGAAAAACCUGUUUAUUAAAGCAAGGAAAAGUAUCAUUGAAUCAUGAAUUGCACUUUAUUGUUUUGUAUUUUUUUAUACCUAUUGAAAUUUUUUUUGUUAGUGUAACAAGUUGGAAAGGCAAAAGGCAGCUGCUGCCCCUUGGUAACUGAGCAAAGGUCAAGGAAGGGUAGAACCCAAGUCAGAGUCACCAUUCUCUCUGCACAGCAGGUUUUCAGGAGAAGUGACUUCAUCCCUAGUUAAUUGAAUUUCCAGUGAUUUUUUUUUUCCCUUUCCCUCUCUCCUUCAGGCAUUGUGCUUUCCCUGAUUUUGUUUUCCCCAAAUUGUUCCGUUUUUGGACAAGCCAGUCUCCCUUACUUGGUGAUUGCAGGAUGCUGGAGAUGUGGAGGGGGCCCCUGAUUUCUCUUUGCAGCAGAGAGAGACAGAAAUGCAGCUGUCAGCCAUUGAGUAAAAAUAAUGAGAGGCCCUCUACCCUGCCCCCGCCACAUGGGUGUGGUGAGGCCCAGAGCCAAUUCCCAUACCGGUCCCCUCCCUGAAAUUCUCUAGUCAGAUGCAGGGGGGAACCUGGAUGGUCCUUUUGAUCUUACAGCUGCAGAAACUGAGACUAGACAGGAAAGGGACUUCCCUGUGGUUCCAGGCUGCUUUGUGGUGUAGCUAGGGCUGAAAUUUGGACCUUCUCUCCCCUUUCUUGCAUGCCAUCCCGCUGCCUUUCACCUCUUCCCUUGCCCUUUGUGUCUUGUCCUCUGUGCCUGUCUGUGUUCUCCCUCCUGAUCUUAGCACCCCCUUCUGUCCAGCAGCUUUCCCGGUGCCUGCCAGUCACAUGAAGGAGCAUGCUGUAAAAUACAGAUAGCACCGAGGAAAUAGCCCCCACUCCCACAGGCCCUGGGCCCAGCAGGCUCAGCUCAGUGAUGAUGCAGGUUCGAACUGCCACAGAUCCAUUGCCCUGCUCACCUUCAGCACCUAAUUUCUGUGGACAGUUAGGAUUAGCUUGGAAGGGGCUGUCAGUUUUUAUCACCACACAGUAUCCCAGGAGCUCCCCCAGCCCCUCCUUUGUGGCUGGACAUGAUUUUUUGAAGAAUGUUACCACAUCUGAAACACCAACUUUGUUUUUUUAUUUUCUCCUCUGGGGGCUUGCUCUGGCAUGGCCCUUUUGCAGUUAACCCCUCCAGUGUCAUCCUGGAUCUAUGGCUGCCUCUGGCCACCUCCAACUCUGUCUGGUAUUUCCUGAGCUCCAGGGCCCUAUUGGAGGCUGAGAAAAGGGGUUGCCCUUUCUUAGAUCCUCCUGAGCAGACCUGAGGUACUCUAAGACUGAAGACCACUGGUCCCCCUACUCUCUCUGCCUCACCCUAUCAGCUCUCAAAUUCUGGGGAUUCCCACUAAUCCCAACGGACUGAGUCCAUAGAGAACCCAUUUUCAAGAGGGCGCUAGAGGACAUUUGUUUCCAGAAAAUGGGGGAAGAGACCCACCAGAUGGCCCAGAUUGUUGGUUGUGCAUGAUAAAACAAGCUUGGCUUCAGUGACCAGACAGGAAGUAGGAGGAAGUAGGAGGCCUGCCAUCAUCCUGGUGUGUGCCACAGGCAUUUCCACAGCCAGGAUUCUGCGCUGUGUGAAGUGUGCCUGGCUUAGAUCACUUGUAGGUCUCAGAGUAGCACUCCUGAAACCAGCUUUAAGGCCGUGUGAGAACCCAAGCAAGGAGUCAUGAAAAGGAUACCUCCUGGCAUCUGACACCACUGGUGUCUGCCAAUGUUUGUGAAAGGUGUGCAAAGAGAGGGGAGUGUUAGCCUAGUAUGUCGAAAGAGGAGGACAAGAAAGACUGUGAGGUCUGCUAAAUUGGUAUUAUUGGUAUAGCAUGGAAAGCCAGGGUGGACAGCUUCUCCCUCAGUGAUUCAGCAUCUCAGCUGAAAAAUGUGAGCCCUGGGACGAUGAGGCCAUGUUUAGGGGAAGGGGUUGGACGGUUGGCUUUAUGUGAGGAUGUGUGCCUCUGCCUUAAAAUGGGAAGACCAGAAGUGUGUACAGUCACUGUCAAUCAUGGGGUAGGGACUGUGGAGUGAGCCAGUCUGGGACAUCUUGGUCUUUUGGAAAACUUGGUCACUGUGGCACCUUUUUAAGUCAUCCUUACACAUGGAGCACAAUUUCUCCAACUCUCUUUCAGAGGGAAGCAGAUGUUAACUAGCUCUACAUGCUUUCCUUGUAGUGCUUUUGGACCAUGCCUAACUUAACUGAGUGUGUGUGUAUGUGUGUGUGUGUGUGUGAGAGAGAGAGAGAGAGAGAGAGAUAAAUGCAGGGGAUAAGGGAAAACAAACACCCAGAAUUAUUUUGCUGUCCGGAGGUUCCUUCCAAGUGUCUCCUCUCCUGGGCCUGGAUUUUCUGUGUCUGUUCUGUAAACUUUGAAGCUGUGGGAACAGGCGGGGUGGGGGUGGGAAUGGGGAUGAAUAUGCCACCCUGUGAAUGCUUGUCAUUCUGUUAUCCCUUGUUGGAAUCUCUUGGGGGGUGGGGAGUGGCCUCUUGGCCUGGUGUCCUUGUCAAUAAACUCAUUUACACAAAAUAAAAA
Trichosurus vulpecula (common brushtail) is the source of this 5926-nucleotide messenger RNA. RefSeq names its product adaptor related protein complex 2 subunit beta 1 (gene AP2B1). Gene Ontology annotation, biological process: intracellular protein transport; vesicle-mediated transport. NCBI's taxonomy places the organism in Eukaryota, Metazoa, Chordata, Mammalia, Diprotodontia, Phalangeridae. Gene Ontology annotation, cellular component: membrane coat; clathrin adaptor complex. Bases 206 to 3061 code for a protein of 951 amino acids. The transcript is spliced from 22 exons. The record is from RefSeq and is a predicted model, not a curated record. Gene Ontology annotation, molecular function: clathrin binding.